This is a messenger RNA of Adineta steineri, 366 nucleotides long. The record is from the annotation of a GenBank genome assembly. NCBI's taxonomy places the organism in Eukaryota, Metazoa, Rotifera, Eurotatoria, Adinetida, Adinetidae.
AUGCUUACUAAAGAAUUUGCAUUUAACUUUACAAAUGAAUGGAUUAAUAGUUGGAAUUGUCAUGAUAUUGAUAAGAUAAUGAUUCAUUAUGAUGAUUCUAUUGAUUUUACAUCACCAUUUAUUAUUCAAUUUAAUAAUGAUCCAAAUGGAAGAAUUUCAAAUAAAAAUGAUUUAAAAGAUUAUUUUUCUCGAGCCUUAAAUAAAUUUCAAGAUUUACAUUUUGAAUUAUUAAAUACUUUUCUAUCUGUUAAUUCUUUAAUCAUUCAUUAUAAAAGUGUUAAUAAUAUGAUUGCAGCUGAAUAUUUUGAAUUUAAUGAUCAUGGAAAAAUAAUUCAAGUAAAAGCACAUUAUUUAAACUCAUUUUAA